GGCAAGUGUGAGCUAGGUUAGUUAACGCUGGCUAGCAAACCGCUUUCUAUUUCCUCCUCAAAACAGUGGCUCGAGCUUAUUUCAACUAUAUGGAUGUAUUUUCAUUGCAAUUAGGUAUUGAACCGUUGGGUCUGGUGUUAGUUCAUUUAUUCCAGUAGCUGUAAAUUGUCCCCAAAUUCGACACAUGCGAGGCUAGCAUUAUGUCAACAUCCCAUGACGGUGAGAGCUGCUAGGAGUUUGAGUUGUUGAGGACAGACUGAUAAGCUGGUUCACGAUGAAGACCAAUAAGUCAUACAAGCUCGUGCUGCACAAGAAAGGUUUUGGUGGAAGUGAUGAUGAGUUGGUUGUCAACCCAAAAGUUUUCCCUCAAGUCAGUCUGAGGGAUAUAAUCGAGAUCGCACACCCCACCGAUGAAUACAGUCCUCUCCUGCUGCAGGUGAAGAGCCUGAAAGAGGACCUUCAGAAAGAGACAAUCAGUGUGGACCAGACUGUAGCACAAGCCUUCAAGCUGCGUGCCUACCAGGAUGUCAUUGUUACCAUUGUCGACCCAAAGGAUGUAACUCUGGACCUGGUGGAGCUGACGUUCAAGGACCAGUACAUCGGCAGAGGAGACAUGUGGAGACUAAAGAAGAGUCUGGUGAGCACAUGUGCUUAUGUGACGCAGAAAGUGGAGUUUGCAGGAAUCAGAGCCCAGGCCAGUGAACUCUGGAUGAAGGGAGAGAAAGUGACCUGUGGGUACAUCAGUGAAGAAACUAGGGUGGUGUUCAGAUCCACAUCUGCAAUGGUGUACAUCUUUAUCCAGAUGAGCUGUGAGAUGUGGGACUUUGACAUCUAUGGUGAUCUCUACUUUGAGAAGGCUGUAAAUUGUUUCCUGUCUGACCUUUUCACCAAGUGGAAGGAGAAGAACUGCAGUCAUGAGGUGACAGUUGUACUUUUCUCCCGUACAUUCUACAAUGCCAAAACUAUUGAUGAAUUUCCUGAGAUUCUGAGAGGGUCCAUCAGACAGGAUCAUGAGGGACGUUUUUAUGAAGACUUUUACAGGGUUGUGGCUCAGAAUGAGAGACGGGAUGAGUGGACAUCAUUACUGGUCACUAUCAAGAAGCUCUUCAUUCAGUAUCCUGUCCUGGUGCGGCUGAAAGAAGCAGAUGGUUUUCCUAUUGGUUACAACUCAACUGCUGCUCAAGGAAACUACCUGGAGGCCAUUAACCUUUCCUUCAAUGUGUUUGACAAGCACUACAUCAACCGUAACUUUGACCGCACCGGCCAGAUGUCAGUGGUCAUCACACCCGGGGUGGGAGUGUUUGAAGUUGACCGUCUGCUUAUGAUUCUCACCAAACAGCGUAUGAUUGACAACGGUAUUGGGGUAGACUUGGUGUGCAUGGGGGAGCAGCCAUUGCACGCAGUACCCUUAUUCAAGCUGCACAACAGGGUGACACCUGGAGACUCUCGUGUGGGAGACGACUAUAACCUUCCUCACUGGAUCAACCACAGCUUCUACACCUCCAAAAGUCAGAACUCUUGCAGUUCCUUCACCCCUCGAAUCAAACUGGCUGGCCGCAAGCUUCAUGCUGAGAAAUUCAAGAGCAGCAAGGAACACACUCUCUGUGCGCCAAAGGACUCUGAAAACAGCCUGCCUAUUCAGGUGGACUACGACGCCUAUGAUGCUCAGGUGUUCAGACUGCCCGGUCCUUCAUUGAUUCAGAGGAGCACCAACUUCAGGAUGGGUCGAGACAAAGAGACGAGUGUGAGGAAGAGCUGGGGCUCGGUGGACGUCAGUGCAGGCAUAGGCGUGUCCCCUCCCGUUCGCUCUGGAGGCAGCCUGGCCUCUGAUGAUAGUCUGGGCCCCGUGUCCAACAUGCUGCUCAUACCCCGCAUGCCUCCCGCCCAGUAUGAAGUCAGCAGCUCCCUCGGAUACACCAGCACCAGAGAGUUGUUGGAGAAGAUGAUGGACUCUCAGCGGGACUCCAGUGCCCCGGGCAGGUUCACAGUGGGAAGCGCUGAGUCCACUUUGCACAUCCGUCCAGGAGGUUACACCCCUCAGAGAGCCCUCAUAAACCCCUUCACCCCGUCCAGAAUGCCCAUGAAGCUCACCUCCAACCGGCGGCGGUGGAUGCACACCUUCCCUGUCGGUCCUUCUGGAGAAGCAAUCCAGAUCCAUCACCAGACCAGACAGAACAUGGCCGAACUGCAGGGCAGCCAGCAGAGAGAUCCCGCCCACACCUCCGCUGAGCUGCUGGAGCUGGCCUAUCAUGAGGCCACUGGAAGGCGAACGGCCUCUAGGCAUGCAGGAGAGAACGGCCUUUACGUUGGAGGAGGGAUGGAAGAGUUGACUGGAAGUCCAGGGAGCAACAACAGUGGAACUCUCACCAACCGCGGCUCCACAUUUCAAGACUUUUCCAUCAGUGGUGCCGAUCCAACCCUGCUGCUGUCUGCGCCCCCCACAGUGCCCAGCUUCUGCUGCACAGUGGGUGUGGACUGGAAGUCUCUGACCACCCCGGCCUGCCUGCCCCUCACCACCGACUACUUCCCCGACCGCCAGGCGCUACAGAACGACUACACGGAAGGCUGCUACGACCUUCUGCCGCACAGCGACCUGGAGAGGUAGGCAAUUUCCUGUCUUCAGAGUAGAACUGUCUAUAGUCGGUCACUUAGUGCCCGCUAAGACAGAACCGGCUAAGACACUCAACAGCUGUCCAUAAAUUCACAUGCCUGAGAGCGUCAUUUACA
This is a messenger RNA of Anarrhichthys ocellatus (wolf-eel), 2727 nucleotides long. Its product is annotated as GATOR complex protein DEPDC5. Gene Ontology annotation, biological process: cellular response to amino acid starvation; positive regulation of autophagy; negative regulation of TORC1 signaling. Lineage: Eukaryota; Metazoa; Chordata; Actinopteri; Perciformes; Anarhichadidae. Gene Ontology annotation, molecular function: GTPase activator activity. The transcript has 26 exons. Gene Ontology annotation, cellular component: GATOR1 complex; lysosomal membrane. Bases 275 to 2605 code for a protein of 776 amino acids. The record is from RefSeq and is a predicted model, not a curated record.